Molecule: messenger RNA, 1095 nt
Organism: Drosophila pseudoobscura
Lineage: Eukaryota; Metazoa; Arthropoda; Insecta; Diptera; Drosophilidae
Product: CLIP domain-containing serine protease 14D-like
Exons: 5
Coding region: 16-1080 (354 amino acids)
Biological process (GO): proteolysis
Molecular function (GO): serine-type endopeptidase activity
Source: RefSeq, a predicted model, not a curated record
UUUGGACGCCAUACCAUGGGCCAUGGCCGUGCUUGGGUUUAUAAAGAAGUGGUCAAAGGAAUUUGUACCUCGCUAGUUAACUGGGAUGCAAUUGUGAGAUUGCCAUCUUUCCCAAGCAGAAAAAAGCUUGGUGGGAUUCUUGUGCACAACUUGAUCAAGGGUGACGUAGAUAGCCCUGAUUUGUUGAGCCGCAUAAACUUCACGAUUCCUAGACCCACUAGAUAUACUAUACAUAUACCGUUGUCCCUUCCGCUUUGUAGAUCGUAUUAUUCCUUGCAUAAACCAUUAAGGGUCUUUUGCUCGGAUUAUAAUUCCCUUUACCAUAUUAUAUCCAUUAUUAUCUGUAAGCUUACAAAUAAUUCAACCCCUGCUGCAACGCAGUGUAAGGAUGUCAAUACGGGAGCCUUUGCCUAUCCAUGUGCUGGGGCUGUCAUCGCGCGCCGUGUCAUCCUGACGGCCGCCCACUGUGCGCUGGCCAAGGCCGAUGGGCAUCGACUGUCGUCAGUGCGCGUGGGUGAGUACGGCACCUCCAGCGAUCCGGACUGCGCCAACACCGGGUUCUGCGCUCCACGCUCCGUGAAUCAUGCCAUCAGCCAUGUGAUCGUCCAUCCAGACUACAAGCAAGGCAGCUACCAUCAUGACAUUGCCCUCCUGGUACUCAAAACGCCGCUCAACUACUCGGUGGCCACACAGCCGAUCUGUCUGCAGAAGACACGCGCCAACCUGGUGGUGGGGAAGCGGGCGACCAUCGCCGGAUGGGGCAAGAUUUCCACGGCGAGUAUUCGCCAGCCUGAGAUGACACAUCUGGAUGUGCCGCUGACCAGCUGGGACCUCUGUCUGCGCAACUAUGGCUCUACUGGCGCCCUCGAGUCUCCCAAUUCGAUUGAAGGACAAUGGAUGUGCGCCGGCGGCGAGGGCAAGGAUGUUUGCCAGGGCUUUGGCGGAGCGCCCCUGUUCAUACAGGAGAACGGAAUCUUCUCACAGAUUGGCAUCAUGUCCUUCGGCUCUGACAAUUGCGGCGGACUGCCGAGUGUCUUCACGUCCGUGACACAAUUCACCGACUGGAUACUAGCAACUUAACCCAAUCAUUAUAUU